AAGAGAAUGACGUUUAUUUUCCGUGUAUUCUUUCGUCUAAUCUCCAAAAAAUAGUAGUAAAGGAAAAGGACCCCUUGGACCCUUGGGGUUAAACUAUGCACUGUUACAAGAACAUUCUGAAGUUUCAAUUCAUUCCUAGUCGGCGAAAAUGCUGGUGCAAAGUAGCUAAUUAUUCCACAAGUAGCCGAAAAGAAUUUAAUGUAUCUACCUUUUGCAAUAUUAAUGUGGAUCUUUCAUGUAAUAUAACCAUUAAACCAUUAAAUGUACAUAAGUAUCAAAAUCAAGAUCGGUUAAUUAUACAAGCCAACACGAAAUGUAUUGAUCUCAUUAAACAUAAAGCUGAGGCAAAUAAUGUUAAUGUAUUUGACUAUGAAGACAACACAGACUUGGAAAAUGAUAUUCUCUGUACUCUCAGAGUUCCUUCAAAAGCGAACUUGAACAUAAAAGGAAAAAAGGACAUCCAUAUUGGGUAUUUUUUAUGUGAUAAUGUACACAUUGAAUCUUUAGGGGGAAAUAUUUCUGUAGAAAAGUUUGAAGGUCAAAGAAUUGAUAUUCUUGCAAGAUAUGGAAACAUUAACAUCGAUAAACAAAUUCAAGCUGCUCAAAUUACUAUGAGGGCUAAUAAAGGGUAUGUCAGUAGUGGUAAACUUCAAGCACUACAGUCACAUUUGGAGAUAUGCGAAGGAGACUUAUACAUAGACUCAUGUUAUUCUGACUCUUGUACAUUUAUUGUUGAAAAAGGAAAUAUGCAUCUCCAUAAUGUUCACAGGCACUGUAAUAUUAAGAUUGAUAAAGGCCAAUUAAUUUUAGCUGGUUUUGAUGGGCAAUUGUCAGCAAUAAUCAAUUCUGGCUCGGCUGACAUACACUUAUCAAGAAUAAAUGGAACUUCUACCCUGACUGUAAGUGAUAAAAUUGAGCUAAAAGUCUCUGAAGAAUGCUUACAAUCCACAAGAUUUGAAAUUAACUGCAAUGAAAUUUCUAAUAAUACAGACCAGGUAUUAAUUCGAAAUGGAAAUAAAAGUUCACUGGUCCCUGAAGGAGAGGUGAAAGCCAGCAUGCUUGUGAAUUGUCCCCGUGGUUAUGUGAAUGUUCAAAGGACUACUUGGAAAGAUAUGAUCUUGACAAAAGUAAAAAGCAAUACACAAAAAAAACAUUCACAAUGA
This is a messenger RNA of Cylas formicarius (sweet potato weevil), 1163 nucleotides long. RefSeq lists its product as uncharacterized. Lineage: Eukaryota; Metazoa; Arthropoda; Insecta; Coleoptera; Brentidae. The record is from RefSeq and is a predicted model, not a curated record. The coding region runs from base 96 to 1163 and encodes 355 amino acids. The transcript is spliced from 6 exons.